ACAUCUCUUCUAAGAUCAUCCCUCAUCAUGGAAAAGCAGCCAACAUAAUCAAAUACUUGUUCUACCCCGGUCAUUCCUUCUUCUCACUGUUCUUGUCGGGCAGAAGGUACAGAAUCUUGAAAGCGCGUACUACCAGUCUCAGGAACAGCCUCCUCCCCUCUGUUAUCAGGCUUCUGAAUGGUCCUUCCAUAAGCUAGACAUUGUGUGUUGAAGGGCCUGUUCCUGUGCUGUAUUGAUGACGACUUGUUUUCUCUGUUGAGCGGCAGUGCAAGGUUGAUUUUCUGACCAGAGUGGAGCUUACUUUACUUUAGAGAUACAGCAUGGAAGUAGGCCCUUCGGCCCACCGAGUCCACAUCGACCAUCGAUCACCAAUUAACACUUGGUCUCUGUUAUCCCACCUUCCCGUUCACUCCCAACAUAUUGGGGCAAUUUACAGAGGGCCAAUUACCCUACAAACCCGCAUGUCUUUUGAAUGUGGGAGAAAACCGGAGCACCCGGAGGAAACCCACGCGGUCACCGGGAGAAUGUGCACGUUCCGAACAGUGAACAUGGUCAGGAUCGAACCCGGGUCUCUGGCCCCGUGAGGCAGCGGUUCAAUCUGCUUCUCCAUAUUACCUCAGAAAUAUUAACCCUUCCCUUUCCAGAUACUGUACACUGCCCGACCUGCUGAAUGCCGACAACGCUUUCUGUUGUUUUGUUGGCAUUUUAUGGUCAGACUCACGUUCCAAUCACCCAUUUAACUGGAAAAACUUUAGUUUAAGGGAAUGAAAUUUACCCGAAGCUGAUUACAAAUGACAUCGGCUUUCUGGUCAGGGCUGUGAUUGACGGGGCUGAGCUCCGCCUCCCCUCAGCCGUGCCCCGCCCCUUUCAUUGAUUGUUCCACAGCUCCGGGCUCCCCCGGGUCCUAAACCCCGUCCACACGUUGUUGUCCAGCCCCACUGACCUCCUCUGGCAGCUUGUUCCAUUUCCCCACGACCUUCUGUGUGAAAAUAUUGUUCCUCAGGUUCCGAUUAAAUCUUGCACCUCUCACCACAAACCUGUGUCCUCUAGUUCCCGACUCCACUACUCCGGGUAAAAGACUGUGCAUUCACCCUAUCCAUUCACCUCUUGAUCCCAUGAACUUCAGCCUCCGGCGCUCCAAUUAAUUACUGCAGGGCGUCAGCAGUUUCAGCGAUUGGGAAUGCGUUUUGAACCAGGAAGUGGAGGUUAAAAUGGCUGCGAAAGACCAGGUCGAUAGUUUAACCGAGGAGAUAGUUUGUCCCAUCUGCCUGGAUUUCUUCACCGAUCCGGUUACACUGGAGUGCGGGCACAACUUCUGCCGCUCCUGUAUCACACAGAGUUGGGACAGGGAGGGGAGAAACUCCUGCCCGGAAUGUAGAGAGGAGUUUACAGACCGCACCCUCAGGGUGAGUCGGGCCUUGGCGAGACUGUCUGAGAAAGCUCGAACACUGAGCCUGAAUCGGACAGAGAAGGAAAGUAAACUUCAGUGCGAGGAACAUCAGGAAGAACUGAAGCUGUUUUGUGAAACUGACAAGAAGCUGAUCUGUGUGAUUUGUGCAGGUGGGCGGGAACACAGAGAUCACCGCUUCAUGCUGGUGGAUGAAGCUGUUGAAACCUACAAGGAUCAGGCGAAAUCUUCCAUCCAGUCUCUCACAAAAAAGAAAUCAGAGAUCCAGCGAAUGGAGCAGCAACAGAAACAGAAGAUUUCUGGAGUUCUGGAACAAUCACACAACCUUCAGUCCAAGAUCACAUCCCAGUAUGCUGAACUGCACCAGAUUCUCACUGAGAAAGAGCAGCGCACACUGGCAGAUAUCCGGGAGGAAGAGAAGAAGAUUCUGAAUACAAUGGAGAAAAAUCUUGGAAAGAUUCAAGAGAAUUUAAAUUCCAUUCAGGAGGAACUCUUAAAGUUGCAGCAACAGAUGGAUCAAAAAGACAGUGUGGUGUUUCUGAAGGAGGAAACUGGUCGCAAGCAAAGGGUUCGUGAUGAAGCCAAACCACUGUCGGUGGUAGAUGAAGCCUUGCCGAUUGAAAAGUUUCAUUGCCCUGUUUCAUUCAACACAGCACUCAAAGAAACAUCUGAUGACUUCAAGCAAGUCUCCGUCACCCUGGAUGUGGAAACAGCGCAUGCGCGGCUCGAGGUGUCUGAGGAUCGGAAGAGGGUGAGAUGGACCGGGACCCGGAGGCGUCUCCCUGACACCGGGAAGAGGUUUACAGGCUGGCCGUGUGUGCUGGGAUCGGAGGGAUUCACAUCGGGGAGACAUUACUGGGAGGUGGAGGUGGCGGGGAGUCGGGGCUGGAGUCUGGGAGUCGCCGCAGAGUCUGUGGAGAGGAAGAGAGGGGUCACACUGACCCCGGAGACUGGAGUCUGGAGCAUCAGGCGGUGGGGUGACAGGUUUGAUGCAUUCACCUCCCCUCCAUCCCCUCUCCCCGCCCGUCCCAUCCCCGGGAGGGUGGGAGUUUAUCUCAGUUACGAGUCCGGGACAGUUUCAUUUUACGACGCGGACACCAAGUCCCAUCUCCACACCUUCACUGGGAAUAAAUUCACGGAGAAACUUUAUCCUUUCUUCGGGACUUGGGAUGGAAACAACUGGCUGAGAAUCUGCUCCGGUUCCGCUCCGGGUGUGUAAAAAAAAAUGUAAAUGUGGGAAGAGUGAAAUAAACAGCAACUGAAAUCAGA
Molecule: messenger RNA, 2677 nt
Organism: Leucoraja erinaceus (little skate)
Lineage: Eukaryota; Metazoa; Chordata; Chondrichthyes; Rajiformes; Rajidae
Product: zinc-binding protein A33-like
Exons: 6
Coding region: 1212-2627 (471 amino acids)
Biological process (GO): protein ubiquitination
Molecular function (GO): protein binding; zinc ion binding; ubiquitin-protein transferase activity
Source: RefSeq, a predicted model, not a curated record